Messenger RNA from Protopolystoma xenopodis, 246 nucleotides. The record is from the annotation of a GenBank genome assembly. Lineage: Eukaryota; Metazoa; Platyhelminthes; Monogenea; Polystomatidea; Polystomatidae.
AUGAUCUACUCAUCUGCCCAAUUUCUUGCUCGCCUCCCUUUCUGUUCGGCCAGCCGACCAGCCGGCCAGCUGUCCAUACACUCUGACCUCCAUCUAUCUAGUCUCCUCCUUCGUUGCCUACCUGUCCAUCGAUUCACUUAUUCGGCCAGUCAUUCGGCCAUGAGGUUGACUCGAAAUUUCUGUCAGCCAGCAUCCAUCUGCUUGUUCGGCUUUCAUGCCAAAAGACGCGUACGCCUUGGCGCGUAA